Messenger RNA from Cyprinus carpio (common carp), 2172 nucleotides. Its product is annotated as protein TANC2-like. The transcript has 6 exons. Bases 886 to 1407 code for a protein of 173 amino acids. The record is from RefSeq and is a predicted model, not a curated record. NCBI's taxonomy places the organism in Eukaryota, Metazoa, Chordata, Actinopteri, Cypriniformes, Cyprinidae.
GCUUUGCAUCACAGGAAGAAAUGAGAUUUUAACACAUUAAAACAGAAUACAGCAGUUUUCAUUUGCAAUAGUAUUUCACAAUAUUCAAUUUUCACUGUAUUGCUAAUAAAUAGUCUUGGUGAGCAUACUUUUUGGCUAUUUUACAUGAUGGAUGAAAUAAAAUCGUUACCCAUGACCAAAUCAUGUCUAGCUGUAGAUGAAAUAACAGAAGGCAGAUACUGAACAGACAGUGAUUUCAGCUGACUGGGUGAGAUUAACAGUAGCUAACUCUCAGCAAGUGCCUCUGAAAUGAUCUUAUGAUUGCCGUUGACCUUGCGCCACCUCUUGCAUGAUAACGAGUCUCUCGGACGGUAGGUCCCUCCCAUGGUUAUGAAUAAUACAUGACAUUACAGUUGGUCAAGGCAGAGGUUGUGCUGCUGUCUGUCAGUCUGUGCAGCCUCAGUCACGCGUGCGAUGAUCCGAUCGCCUCGCGCUCACACUGCAGUGGCGCAUCGCUGUGGUCUGACUCUGUGCACCGCUAUAGACUAACAACCGGACAGUGCUCAGCCCUAGUGUCUGCGGGAGGGGAAGGAAGCCGUAUUUUGUGGAUGGUGGAGGGCUGUCAUGAGAAAAAGCACGCGAAGGAAACAUAUCAGUCAGGUUACACCGGUGCCGACGCGAGCGGAAGAAGGUGGGACGGAGAAUAAAAAGAUACGCAAGAAAGGAUAUGGCACCAAUUACCUUCCACCUGGGCGCUUGCUCCUGUUUUACCUGUGCUGACCGCUGUGCGCUCUUUAUCGCAGACGUCGUAGGAAAUGCGGGCAGCGAGGUGGCUUUGCGAAAAAGGUGAAGGCGAGAUUUACCUCCUCCAAGGUGUUCGUGUAGCCUCCUCUGCCUGCUGCCACCAUGUUUAAAAACAGCUUGAAGAUGCUGCUGACAGGGGGCAAAAACAACAGGAAGAGCCGAAACAGCAGCGAUGGCGGGAAUGAGGAGACCAUAGACCUGAAGAGCGCCAGCUUGGAUCCCCUUCACGGUGGCAGUAUAGACAGUGACUGUGCCUUUGAGGGGGACUAUGCUGUGCCUCCGGUUUCCAUGGCUGAGGGGCUGCAGCACAUCCGUAUGAUGGAGGGAGUGUCCCGAUCUCUGCCCUCAUCGCCUCUGCUCACCCACCAGACCUCCAGCUCAAGACCGCCGUCUGUCAGGAAGGUCUUCAGCACAGCCACAGGGGGGUUAGGUCCAGAUCUCGGCCCCCCUCCCUCAGUGGACGAGGCAGCAAACACGUUGAUGACUCGUCUUGGCUUCCUACUCGGAGAAAAAGUGAGCGAGGGGUCUCAAGGGCCGCAGUACAGCAUGGAUGAGCCUGAUGACGCACAGGUGGGUUAUUCAACCUCACCUCCCGCUAUAAAUAUACUCCUCCUUAAGAUAUAAAAGAAACUCAGAAAGGCUGGAUCUCACCUAUUUCACCCUAAAUGCAAAGACAAAUUCUGACAUGUUAAGAAAGUGAAGCUUGUUUUUCUUGCUGAUUUAGUUUAUUGUGACAUUAGAUUCAUGUAAAUUUAACACAUUUUACCCUAAGAUUACUGUAAUGUUUCUAGAUUGUUUUUUACUUUGGAGUCUAUCUGUAUUACUUAUUCUUCCUAGUCAUGUUGUAAAGUGGUAAUGUUUGUACUAUAAUACAAUAUAUCAUAAUAUUACAGUUUCUUAUCAAUGUCUUUGGCCCAUUUUUUAAAUCAGUCUUAAUAUUUUCUACAUCGCAAGUGCAUUUGUCACUGUUUUAUGGGACAAUUGCAUGUUUCCAAAUGACUUAAUGACUUAAAUGUUACUCACCCACAAUAUUUAAGUCCUUCUUACUGUGUCAGUGAAUUGGCCAAUGCCACUAAAAUGAUUUUAAUAAUUGAAUGAAUCAUUUUGCAUAUGAUGGCUCACACACUGAAAUAAUGUUUAGAAGUUAUGAAGAGUUUGACAGUUCACUGAGAAUCCAAGCCAUGUGCAUUUAGUUAUUGCUCAAAUUGUGCUUACUCUUUUUCACACAUGUAUCAUGUUUAAAUUAAUAAAGCAUUCAAAUCUGGUGUGAACAAGAAAUGAAUCAGAGCAGUGUUGUUUUAGUAUAAUUAAUAUACCAUUAUUAAUAUUACUAUUUUGGUUUAAUUUAUUUUUAGUUCAGUUUUAGUUUUCAUUUAUUUUCAUUUUAGU